Sinocyclocheilus rhinocerous is the source of this 658-nucleotide messenger RNA. RefSeq names its product guanylyl cyclase-activating protein 1-like. The coding region runs from base 1 to 450 and encodes 149 amino acids. Lineage: Eukaryota; Metazoa; Chordata; Actinopteri; Cypriniformes; Cyprinidae. Gene Ontology annotation, molecular function: calcium ion binding. The record is from RefSeq and is a predicted model, not a curated record. The transcript has 4 exons.
AUGUCUGGUGUCCGUGUCUCAGACGCAGACCUUGGAAUUGGCAGUAAUCCUCCAGAGGGCAUCCUCAUCAUCCCAGUCGACGGUUAUAUAGACUUCAUGGAGUAUGUGGCCGCUCUCAGUCUUGUAAUGAGAGGCAAGAUGGAGCACAAACUGCGCUGGUAUUUCAGACUUUAUGAUGUUGAUGGCAACGGCUGCAUAGACAGACACGAGCUCCUGAAUAUCAUAAAGGCCAUCCGUGCCAUCAAUGGAAGUGAGUCGCAGGAAUCGAGUGCCGAGGAGUUCACAAACAGAGUGUUUGAUAGGAUCGACGUCAAUGGAGAUGGGGAGCUGUCGCUGGAGGAGUUUGUAGCAGGGGCACGUACUGAUGAAGAAUUUAUGGAGGUGAUGAUGAAGAGUUUAGACCUUUCGCACAUUGUGGCCAUGAUCCAUAACCGGAGACACAGCGUCUAAGAGACAGUCCACGGUCAUAUAUGCCACUUACAGUUCUCCUUUAGAGUCUCUUGAUCAGAAAACAAGAGCGACACACAACUGUCUAAUUCUGAAAGCACUUUAAAGCACAAUCACUUCAAACAGAGACUUGAGCUAAAGAGGUCAAGAGAUGAAAUUGGUGUGGGACGUCCCACAUCUAAUAAACUGACUGUUUCCCCAAAACAGCCUU